Messenger RNA from Sebastes umbrosus (honeycomb rockfish), 2814 nucleotides. RefSeq names its product retinol dehydrogenase 10a (gene rdh10a). Gene Ontology annotation, molecular function: oxidoreductase activity, acting on the CH-OH group of donors, NAD or NADP as acceptor. The coding region runs from base 301 to 1323 and encodes 340 amino acids. NCBI's taxonomy places the organism in Eukaryota, Metazoa, Chordata, Actinopteri, Perciformes, Sebastidae. Gene Ontology annotation, cellular component: lipid droplet. The transcript has 6 exons. The record is from RefSeq and is a predicted model, not a curated record.
AGGAUGAGAUGAGUGGAGCAGCAGCAGCAGCAGCAGCAGAGGAAGUGGGAGGCACACACAGUUUCGUGGCUCAUAACUCACCGCAACUGGACUCUGACUUAGUAGCUCUCUUUUUUCACUCACAACUUGUGCUCCUUUUUCCACCACUUUUGUGUGCAUGAGCGUUGUUAGCUACCUGCACUGUGGUCCAAGUUUACUACCUAUCUGCUGCACAAACAAGAAGGGAAACAUAUAUCCCUGCGCUUCUUCUUCUUCUUCUUCUUCUUCUUCCUCCGCUGCUUAUUUUCAAUUUCCGUCAAGAUGAUGAUAAUUAUCGCCGAGUUCUUCGUGGUCAUUCUGAAGGUGCUCUGGGCGAUGAUGACCGCCGGUGCUAAGUGGGUCGUGCGUCCGAAGGAGAAGAGCGUGGCCGGACAGGUGUGUGUAAUCACCGGCGCUGGAAGCGGCCUCGGGCGGCUCUUCGCCAAGGAGUUCGCCCGGAGACGAGCGAUACUGGUGCUGUGGGACAUAAACAGCCAAAGCAACGAGGAAACGGCGGAGAUGGUGCGGCAGAUAUAUCAUGAGCUGGACACUCCCAUCACUAAAGACGGACCUGUUGGAGGUGUAGAGGAGGUCCCUCCUUUCCAGCCGCAGGUCUACACCUAUGUGUGUGACGUGGGAAAGCGGGAGAGUGUGUAUUCUACAGCCGAGAAGGUGCGUCGAGAGGUGGGAGAGGUGGACAUACUGAUCAACAACGCCGGCGUCGUCUCUGGCCAUCACCUUCUGGAGUGUCCCGAUGAGCUGAUCGAGCGCACCAUGGUGGUCAACUGCCACGCACACUUCUGGACCACCAAGGCGUUUCUCCCCAAGAUGCUGGAGCUGAAUCAUGGCCACAUUGUGACGGUUGCCAGCUCCCUGGGUUUAUUCAGCACAGCUGGAGUGGAGGAUUACUGCGCCAGUAAGUUCGGUGCCAUCGGGUUCCACGAGUCACUGAGCCAUGAGCUGAAGGCCUCGGAGAAGGAGGGCAUCAACAUGACGCUGGUGUGCCCUUACCUGGUCGACACGGGAAUGUUCAAAGGCUGCAGGAUAAGGAAGGAGAUUGAGCCUUUCCUGCCUCCCCUGAAGCCAGAGUUCUGUGUGAAACAGGCCAUGAGGGCCAUCCUCACUGACCAGCCCAUGAUCUGUACACCUCGCAUCGUCUAUAUGGUCAACUUCAUGAAAAGCAUCCUGCCCUUCGAGGCCAUCGUGUGCAUGUACCGAUUCCUAGGCGCCGACAAGUGCAUGUACCCCUUCCUAGCUCAGAGAAAGGAGGCCAUGAACAACAACGAGGCGAAGAAUGGGAUCUAGGGGGCGCUGUUUGUAACACGAACAGAGGCACAUAAACCUGCAAGCAUGAGGAAACAACCACUGAGGAUGAAAAAUGGGGAUGACGGAAGGAAAGAAAAGACUGAAUCUAGACUGGUGCACUUGCAUUGAGCAAAUGCAAAGGUUUACCAUAUUGUUCCUCUGGAACAAAGAAAGCUGUGUACUACACAAAGGAUUUAUUUGACUUUGUUUUGUCUUCUUUUUUUUGUUUUUUUAAGUUUGUUUAAAGAAACCAACAUCUAUAUACUGUGUCACUAGUUUUUGAAAUCAUACAGAAAAGCUAUCCUAUAAUUAACUAUUUACGUAAUGUAGUCACCAGCCUUAUCUAGUGUCAUUGUGGAAAUAUACAGUAUGUUACUGUACAAACAGUAAAUGUUUUUCACUUUUAUUUUAUUUUUGUAGACAUGCACUGUAAUUUCAGAUUUUUUUUUUUCCUCUACACUGCCAGCAUUCUCUGUGUAGGACGGUUCAACGCAGCAUUUCAAACGUCUCCCCGCGCAGAGGCUCCUUUUUCAGGCGGUCAGGAAAUUAGUUUGCAGCUUAACAAGGCUCCCAUUGUGCCAUUUAAAAACAAAGCAAGAUAAAUGUCACCAUUAAAAGUUUACCAUAUUCCGUUGUUUAAUACUUAAAUUACAGACAUGUAGCAUAUGUUGAUAAUUAAGUCUACGCAUUCCAAAUGGGACAUUUAAAGGCCAGAUUGUGGCCUCAAUCUUCACAGGAGUUUCCAGUGUAAUGGGGCUCAUUGUCCCCCUUUUAAUGGUCCUCUUAUUUCAGGUCUGCAUUGACUAACCUCUCAAAUGAGAAGCGGACGAGAGAGUCAAGUGUCCUGGGUUGAACUAGCAUGCGUGACACAUUCAGAAUGUACUGCUUUGGGGGAGAAACCUGAGAGGAAAUAAAUUUGUAUUUCUCUCUUUAUUUUCAAGACCUGUGGUGUUUAUAUUGUAAAUGUAUCUGUUACCAAUAUUAUUUGUUAAAAAAAAAUAAAAUAAUGCAACAUAGGCUGUAACUCCAGGCGAACCGCUGUCCCAUCACUGAUGUGUGGUCGAGGGAAAUGUAUUAAAAAGACACUAGCUUUCCAUUAUUCUUUCCAAAGUAACACUUUAACUCUCCUGUCCAUUGUCCACCUUGUCCAGUUAAAGUGAAAUGUAAAUGUUUAAAUGUUGUGAAUACCCCCCCCACCUCCUCCAGUAUCCCAAAAUGUCUCCACCAUAUUUGAUGUAUGAAUAUUUUAUAUACCUUUUGGGACGACAAGAGUUUUUGAAUUUCAACUACAUUCCAAUAGGCUUCAUCCCUCCAGUCACAGCGAUGAGCCUAAAUUCUCUACCUCUUAAUUUUUGCCAUUUUUUUUGACAGUAUGACAUAAGCCUCUUUUUUGUAAUUUUCUGAAGACCGCUCCAUAGCCGAGCAAAUGUGGUUCCAAUGUUUAGUGUCUCUACCUAACUUAAAUUAAUAAAAGUGAUUUAGAUUAUUAAA